Molecule: messenger RNA, 804 nt
Organism: Aegilops tauschii subsp. strangulata
Lineage: Eukaryota; Viridiplantae; Streptophyta; Magnoliopsida; Poales; Poaceae
Source: RefSeq, a predicted model, not a curated record
AUGGCGCUGUGGCAGCCAUCCCGCACCUUCCCGUCCUUUUCCCCCGUGGAUAAGAGCAUCCUCCAAACCCUAACCCUGUCCGGUCCCUCCUCAUUCUCCCCUCCGCCUAGCACCCUCCUCCAGAUCCAACCGCGCCUGACGCAGUGGUCACCAUGCUACUGCACUGCUCUGCUUGCAACACUGCUGCUGCGAUACCGCGGCCCGCGACCGUCGCUGCUGCCUAGUCCCCGCGUCGACCGCGCCCGAGCCCUCUGUCCCCGCCCUCGGUUCCCGCUGCUCCCCUGCCUGUCGUGCCGGCCGCCGUUGUCGCGCCCGCCCCGACCGUCUUACUCGCGCGCACCCCACACCCCGCCGCACAGCCCUGCAUCGCCAUCACUGCAUGCUGCUGCUCCGCACUGCUAUGGCUCUUGCCACCGCACCCGCACCCACCGUUCCCCGCCGCUACCUUGCUCCUGCGCCAAGCCGCUGCUUGUUGAUGCUCUGCCGCUAGCUGUUGCUUGCUCUGCGCGCUACUGGCGCCGCUGCUCUACUGCAGCGCCCCGUCCCUGCGCGCUCGCCACGCUCACUGCUGCGCCGCCCUGCCCGUGCUCGCCCCUUCCCGCAUGGCGCCUUCUCGCCCCGGCCUCGCGCUCCACCCGACUGGCCACUGCUGGCCCCCACGCCCGGCACCACCCUCCGCCCCGCGCCCGGGUCCGGCGCCCUCGUCCGCCAGCGACCAACCACCUCGCGGCCGCGGCCCCGGCUGGCCGCGUCCGGCGCCCACGCCCCUGGCAUCGGUGGCGCACGCGCUUGCAGCCCCGUUAA